UGAUUAUUUGUUUUGAUUUUCAACUCCUUUUUCGUUUCUCUUUUUUCUUUUUUUUUCUUCUUCUCUCUUUCUUUUUAUUAUUAUAUAUACAUAUAUUUCUUUUUAAAAAAAAAUGGGAAACACUUGCUGCUGCUGCUGUACAGAGCGAAACAGUCAGACGGGUUUAUAUGAACCUUUAUUACAGGAGAAUGAAAGAGAAGCCAUUACCGAGCUAUUACAAUACCUUGAAAGUAAACAAAAAAGGUCUCUUUUUUUUUUUCUUUUUCUUUUUCUUUCUCUUUUUCUUUUUAUAUGUUUUUCUGUGUAUCUAGAUCGCAAUACGACAAAUUUCUUUCAAGGUCAACCUCUACGUGCACUUGCCACACUGGCAUUAUCCGAUAAUGUGGAUUUACAAAGAUCAGCGGCUUUAGCAUUUGCUGAAAUUACAGAAAAAGAUGUAAGACAAGUAGGACCAGACACUUUAAAGCCAAUUUUAUUCUUGUUACAAUCGCAUGAUGUAGAAGUACAACGUGCCUCAAGUGCUGCCUUGGGAAAUCUCGCUGUCAAUACUGAAAACAAAUUAUUGAUUGUACAGUUGGGCGGCUUGGAUCAAUUGGUAAGACAAAUGGCAAGUCCAAAUGUAGAAGUUCAAUGUAAUGCAGUAGGUUGUAUCACCAACCUAGCAACCCACGAUGAAAACAAGUCGCGUAUUGCCAACUCGGAAGCAUUGCGAUUACUGAUUGAUUUAGCCAAAUCCAAGGAUCAACGAGUGCAAAGAAAUGCCACUGGAGCCUUAUUAAAUAUGACGCACACCCAGGACAAUCGUCAACAAUUGGUCAAUGCGGGUGCAAUUCCGAUCUUGAUCAGUUUACUCAGUUCAGCGGACGCCGAUGUGCAAUACUACUGCACGACCGCGCUGAGUAAUAUUGCGGUAGAUGGUAGUAAUCGACGCAAAUUAGCCCAAUCGGACUCACGUCUUGUCCAAUAUCUGAUCCAACUCAUGGACACCAAAUCACUCAAGGUACAAUGUCAAGCAGCCUUAGCCUUACGUAAUUUAGCCUCCGAUGAGAAAUACCAAUUGGAGAUCGUCCAAUGCAAGGGACUUUCGCCACUCCUACGAUUACUCAAAUCCUCUUUUUUACCGCUCAUUUUAUCUUCCGUAGCCUGUAUCCGCAACAUCUCUAUUCACCCCUCUAACGAAUCACCCAUUAUUGAUGAAGGGUUUGUCAACCCCUUGAUCGAACUCCUUUCGUACGAGGACAAUGAGGAAAUUCAAUGUCAUGCCAUCUCCACCUUGCGUAAUUUAGCUGCUAGCUCCGAACGUAAUAAGCGUGCCAUUGUGGAGGCGGGAGCGGUAGAACGUAUCAAACAUUUAAUUGAACAGGUACCCGUCACCGUCAAGACCGAAAUGACAGCAGCCAUUGCUGUCUUGGCCCUGAGCGAUGAUUUAAAACCCCGUUUGUUGACGAUGGGUGUCCUGGAUGUCUUGAUCCCCAUGACAACCCACGACAAUGCCGAGGUUCAAGGAAAUGCCGCUGCAGCCAUUGGUAAUCUCAGCUCCAAAAUCAAGGAUUACACCUCCUUUCUCAAGUACUGGCAUCAUCCGGUAGGUGGUAUUGUGGGUUUUUUGACCCAUUUCACGGCAGAGAAAAGUGAUGUUGCCUUUCAACAUAUUGGUAUCUGGACUAUUGAACAAUUCUUGGAAGGCGGUAAUGUGGAAUUGGCGAUCAAGAUUCUUCAGUCCAAUGAGAUCAUGGCUUCCAUUUCACGUAUCGCAGAUGAAAAGAACGAGACGGAUUUUACAGACAACAGUGAUAUUCAUCUUUUAGCUAAAAGAGUUUUGACCAUCUUGCAGGAUUUCAAGACUUUACAUCCAACAGAAGAAUACAGUCGACGAUCAGCGGGUCAAAAGCAACGAUAAAUAUAUAUCUACAAAAGAAUAAACUAUUUUUUGUGUAACACGUUGUUUAAUGAUAAAUA
Molecule: messenger RNA, 1959 nt
Organism: Mucor mucedo
Lineage: Eukaryota; Fungi; Mucoromycota; Mucoromycetes; Mucorales; Mucoraceae
Product: vacuolar protein 8
Exons: 8
Coding region: 113-1900 (595 amino acids)
Biological process (GO): vacuole inheritance; nucleus-vacuole junction assembly
Cellular component (GO): fungal-type vacuole membrane
Molecular function (GO): protein binding; protein-membrane adaptor activity
Source: RefSeq, a predicted model, not a curated record